Messenger RNA from Gryllus bimaculatus (two-spotted cricket), 3242 nucleotides. The record is from the annotation of a GenBank genome assembly. Lineage: Eukaryota; Metazoa; Arthropoda; Insecta; Orthoptera; Gryllidae.
UAACUGCGGUCGUGAGAUUUAACAUGUAGUGUGUUGUCCAUCGUUUAAUAUUGAAAGGCCGUGGGAGGGUCGGCAAGGUAUAUUUGUCAAAAAUGCCUUUGUUGCGGCAGUUUCGGCUGUUUGACCAUAGUAUUAUUGAUAAGUUACCCCCAUUAAUAUAUUUUAAACGUUAUUUAUUUCAUGGGGUUAAUCGUUGGAAUGAAGAGCUCUCCACUGAUUUGAAGCAUGAUAUAGAAAAUAAAUGGCAUAAGCAUGUAUAUAAAAAAAGUGAAGAAAAGAAUGAUCAACCCAAAUACUAUGUUUUAUCAAUGUUUCCGUAUCCUUCUGGCCAGUUACAUAUGGGGCAUGUGCGUGUUUACACUAUUAGUGAUACAAUGGCACGCUUUCAUAGAAUGAAUGGUAAAAACGUGAUUCAUCCAAUGGGUUGGGAUGCUUUUGGCUUACCAGCAGAGAACGCAGCAAUAGAACGUAAUGUGCAACCCCAAGAAUGGACUAGACAUAAUGUGAAUCACAUGCGUAAGCAACUGCAGCGCCUUGCCUGCAGUUUUGACUGGGAAAGAGAGCUUGCCACUUCGAGCCCAGCUUAUUACAAGUGGACACAAUAUUUAUUUUUAAAGUUAUAUAAAUCUGGAUUGGUGUAUCAAAAGGAGGCUUGGGUAAAUUGGGAUCCUGUGGAUCAAACCGUAUUGGCUGAUGAGCAAGUGGAUGAGAAUGGGUGUUCAUGGCGUUCUGGAGCCAAAGUUGAACGUAAACUACUAAAACAGUGGUUUGUCCGCACAACACGUUUCUCUAAGGCACUUUGUGAUGGUUUGGAUGAUCCAUUGCUAGAAAAUUGGAGGGACAUCAUUAAAUUACAAAAACAUUGGAUAGGGGAAUGUAAUGGUACUGUCUUAGAAUUUGAUCUAGAGUCAGAUCAAAUUAAUCCAGACAAAACUAUUCCCAAGAAAACAGUUACGGUGUGGACUCAAAGACCUGAAAUGGUGUUUGCUGCACGUUUUAUUGCUAUCUCCCCAGGCAGUGUGUUGGAUGUCUUGUAUAGUGAGAGUAGUUCUGCAAAGAAAGACUGGCGACAGCUGCCAGUGAGGGCUUACAAUCUCUUUACUGGUGAAUUCUUACCUAUCUUUGUGACGGAUAAAGUGCAGUAUCACGAAGGGACAGACUCUCACUUAGGGACACCAGAAGCUUCUGAGGCUGAUCGAGACUUUGCUGUCCUUGCCAACAUCCCAACUCCCUCCACUCCAGAAGAGGAUGGAAGAGUGUUUCGCUCAGAAGAUGAUGUCAAGGUUAUAAGAGACAAAGUUUGUGAGAUGGCACUUCAACGUGGCGCAGGGGGCUUCCAGACCAGCGCCAAGCUACGUGACUGGCUAAUUUCACGCCAACGCUAUUGGGGGACUCCAAUACCUCUCGUUCAUUGCCCUAGUUGUGGUGUGGUGCCUGUGCCAGACUCACAAUUGCCUGUGGAAUUACCUCCCUUACACUCUGAGAUAACAAAAGGCCAAGCAGCUCUUUCAGAAGCUACGAACUGGCGACAAACUUCAUGUCCUAAAUGUGGAAGCCCUGCAGAGCGAGAGACUGACACCAUGGACACUUUUGUGGACUCAUCAUGGUACUUCUUGCGAUUCCUUGACCCUUGGAAUACAGAAGAGCCCUUCUCCAAAGAUGUUGUUGCGCAUCAGAUGCCAGUGGAUUUAUACAUAGGAGGAAAGGAACAUGCGGUACUGCAUCUAUAUUACGCUCGCUUCAUGCACCAUUUCCUACAUUCCCAAGGGUUGGUGCCUACCAGAGAACCAUUUCGUAAGUUGCUAGUCCAGGGCAUGGUCAUGGGACAGAGUUACAAAGUGGAAGAUUCUGGUCGCUACAUUCCAGAAAGUGAAGUUCAAAAGACAGGUCGCAAACUUGUGGAAAAAGGGACUGGUCUGCCUGUGGUAACUGCAUGGGAGAAAAUGAGCAAAUCGAAGCACAAUGGUGUCGAUCCAGAGACUAUGUUUGAGACCUAUGGCACAGAUACAACGCGACUGCUUAUUUUGGCAGAUGUGGCCCCUACUUCUCACCGGCACUGGUCGUCUAAGACUUUCCCUGGAAUUCUGAAGUGGCAGCACCGCCUUUGGCUAACUAUACAGAACUUCAGAAAGGUGCGUGAUCAGCUGGAUGAAACCAGAGCUGCUCAACUACCGGAUUCAGAAGCUUUUGAUGAACAGGAAGCAAAACUCUUUGAUAGCCGUAAUUAUUAUGUGAAAGGAGCUACCUUCAACUAUUCUGUAACAUUUCAACUAAGUGUUGCCAUCUCUAAAAUGCAAGGACUUACCAACAGUUUAAGGAGAGCUCCAAAUGAAGUUGUGGCCCUAGGACGACAAUUUGAGCGUGCUCUAGCAGUCCAGAUCAUUCUCUUAGCUCCUAUGGCUCCACAUUUUGCCUCGGAACUGUGGGCAGGAUUUACUGGUGCCCCACAUCGAGUGAACACUCACACUGAGGAGAUUUUUUGGGAGCGAAGUGUACUUGAACAACCAUGGCCACAAGUGGAUACUAACUACUGCCUAGAGCUUCUUUGUCGAGUAAAUGGUGCUGACAGCUGCACAAUUCGAUUACCUCGGUAUGAGCUGGAUGCUCUUACACAUGACGACGCAUUGGAGCUGGCUCUUUCAAAUGUUGAUUUACAAGCGAGUACUGCUAACCGGAAAAUAAUUGCUACACAGUUCACUUUACAUCCUAGUUAUGAAGCAGUAAUUAAUAUUGCUACAGAGCAUGUCAGUGCAAAAGAAAAGGACAGACAAAUUCAAGAUGUCUGAAAUUGUGUAUUGGAAUAAUGAAUGAUUUUUUAUGGCCCAGUGGUGAGUUCAGGGCAAUUUCUUAUUCUUGUGUCAAUUUAAGUGUGUAAUAUGAGCCUGCUAAAUCUAAGAGUCUAAAUAAUGGGAGCAGCAUUAUGGAACAUACUUUUAUUGAUUAUGAACAUUUGUAAGUAAUAGCCAGUCUUGUAAAUAUGUGAGAUGUCAUCGUAUGAAAAAUAUUGUACAGUUUUAAGAAUGGAAAUAUGUUGUAAACGUGUUUCAUAAUUUAUUUUACUCUGAUCUGAAUAAAAAAAGACAACAAAAUAUUUUUGCCUAUUUCGUAAUAAAUACAUGUAAAGAUUUUCUUUCAAAGAACUUUUUUUUUUUUUAAGGGCAUUAUAAAGAGCAUUUUAUUGAUCAUUUUUGGCAAGGUUUUCGGUCAUCAAAAUCCGCCUUCCUAAUUAUGAUUGUUUCUUA